UUUGUUUCAGCGAUAGUUGAAGUUUACAAGAAUGAAGGUAACAAGGUUUGCCUAAAAGGAGAUUUUCUCAACGCCUCUCACUUUUACACGGAAGGAAUUAAAGUGAAAUGCGGAAACAAAGAAUUGAAGGCCAAACUGUACAACAACAGGGCGACAGUACAUUUCAAAUUAGGUGAGAAUUAUGAAGACUUUUAUCAUUUUAGCGUACUUCGUUUCUCCACUUGGCUGUUGGCCUCACUGAGUCUGUGAGGUACUUCAUGUAGGCAUGUUUGUGUUUAGAAUCUGUUCACGGCAUCUUUAUCUUGUAAUACUCCAAUGGAACUUGAAUCAGAUUUCGUUGUCCUCACCACCGCUGAUAUUUAUAAUCUUUUCUCUGCUUAACAUUUCUAUUGUUUUUUCGCUUUUUCUUGCCGACUCAGAUACCCAGAUCGACUACACAAUACUCAAAGCAACAUAAUUUCCACUCAAAUAAACCGAUCAUUUGAGUUUUGGAAACGAAUUUUUGGAAGAGUAUAGCACAUGUUUGUGACACAUCAUUUGUUGUGUUUCUAAGAUUUCCCAGAUAUAAUUCCUUCUGUGUGUGAAAUAUUCCGUCGCUUAUAGUAUCAGCCGUUUAAUACGAUUACCGACCUACGCCCUUUUUUCUUCUUUAUGUUCGGUUUUUUAUAACUACAGUCAAAGCUGUAAUCAGCGGUCACCCACAGAGAAUGGCGGAUGACCGCUUAACACAGCCUCCAAAGAAUAGGGGGUGAUAUAAAAAACGAUAAAAAAUACCAUUUUAUGCCAUAAUUUGCCAUUUAAUGUACAAAAACUCGCCCAAAAAUACCACCAAAAUUGACUUCGGGAGAUAUACAGAUUGAAUUUUACUUGAAAGAUUAUUCUUAGUUUUAUUUGAGUAGAACUUUGAGUGGAACUUUUCGCUUAAAGUGACCGCUCGGUUUCUGCAGGUGGAAGACAAUGAGGACAGGUCGUUGGGUCUAACUCAAAAGUGACCACGACUACUUAACCCUUUAACUCCCAUGAGUGACCAAGACAGAAUUUCUCCUUACAAUGUCAAUAUAAUAUCAAGCAGACAAGUGAUGAGAAUGAAGAAAAUAUCAGUUAGGGUAUUAUUGUAAUUGGUUGAUCCAAUACCAGAUGCUCAGAACUAACAUGACAAGAACCAUAUGGCAGACAGUAAGGAGAAUUACUAAUGAGAUUUUGGGAGUUAAAGUGCUACUAAGGGGGAAUUAGAGGACUUUGACAACCGACCCCUAACGGGGUGACCGCUUACGGUGUCGCUUAAUACAGGUUCGACUGGAUGUUCUGCUAUCAGAUUACAAUUCUCUUGUAGGCAACUACCAGGAGUCACUGAGAGAUGCAACAGCUGCCUAUCGAUUGCAACCAACAUAUCUGAAGGCAAUGAUUAGAGGU
This is a messenger RNA of Pocillopora meandrina, 1413 nucleotides long. The record is from the annotation of a GenBank genome assembly. NCBI's taxonomy places the organism in Eukaryota, Metazoa, Cnidaria, Anthozoa, Scleractinia, Pocilloporidae.